This is a messenger RNA of Sceloporus undulatus (fence lizard), 2876 nucleotides long. It is a transcript of the gene CIAPIN1, whose product is annotated as cytokine induced apoptosis inhibitor 1. The transcript is spliced from 9 exons. Gene Ontology annotation, cellular component: cytoplasm. The record is from RefSeq and is a predicted model, not a curated record. Gene Ontology annotation, molecular function: iron-sulfur cluster binding. Gene Ontology annotation, biological process: iron-sulfur cluster assembly. Lineage: Eukaryota; Metazoa; Chordata; Lepidosauria; Squamata; Phrynosomatidae. Bases 170 to 1096 code for a protein of 308 amino acids.
GGAGGCGCGGCCUACUGCGCUCGCUCGGAAUAAACGCCUACAGACGUAGCCGAGGGAGUUGUGACGGAGCGGGGAAGACUUGGCCUGGAGUCGGCGAGGCGAGGGAAGGACGGAGGAGACGGGUUUCUUCGUUUGUGGGGCUGGAAAGGCGGCUGGUCCAGUAAUAGACAUGGCAGAAUAUGGGAUCUCCAUGGGCCAGCAAGUGGCCAUAAUUUGGGAUAGCCAGUCGUCCCCUGAAGCACUACAACAUCUUGUGCAAAAUAUCCAGGCGGCUGUUGGAGUUGAAGGCCACGUAUCUGUAGAAAACGUCAACCAGUUGCUCCAGUCAUCCCAUAAGGAAUCCAGUUUUGAUGUGAUUCUCUCAGGUAUGGUACCUGGCAGCUCAACGGUGCACAGUGCAGAAGUGCUGGCUGAAAUUGCUCGGAUAGCCAAGCCAGGGGGACGUGUCCUUCUGAAGGAAGUGGUGACAACAGAGGCAGGUAACAACAGCAAACUCAAGACGAUAACCAAGCUACCCGCAGCUUUGACCCUCUCUGGUUUAGUGGAAGUAGAGGAGCUGCAGAAGGAGACUUUAACAGCAGAACAAGUUCAGUCCAUCAAGGAGCGUCUGGGUGUCCAGGGUAUUGAGCUUCUCUCUGUUCGGAUGGAAGGCAAAAAACCAAAUUUUGAAGUGGGAUCCUCAAGUCAACUCAAACUUUCUUUUGCCAAGAAACCUGCUGCAUCUGAAAAGCCAGCUGUGGAUCCCACUGCUGCAAAGCUGUGGACUCUUUCUGCCAAUGAUAUGAAUGAUGAUGACAUGGAUUUGCUGGAUUCAGAUGAGCUUUUGGAUCCUGAGGAUUUGAAAAAGCCAGACCCAGCUUCCCUCAGAGCCCCCUCCUGCAAGGAAGCUGGAAAGCGGAAAGCCUGUAAAAAUUGCACCUGUGGCCUUGCUGAAGAGCUAGAGCAGGAGAAGAAGAACUUGCAGCCCAAAUCUGCCUGUGGCAAUUGUUACCUGGGGGAUGCCUUCCGCUGUGCCAGCUGCCCUUACCGGGGCAUGCCAGCCUUCAAACCUGGGGAGAAGAUCCUCCUAAAUGAAAACAGCCUUCAUGAUGCCUGAGACAGAGACGGCCCCAAGCCUCUUUUGGCAUGCAGCUCAUUCCUUGUCUUCUAGGCUCUCCAUUUGCUUAUCUAAAAAUGAGAGUAGAGACUUCAUGCGGAAGACAAACAAAUAAGCCACUGUACGCUAAAAGGAAGGACUUAGUAUCCCAGUUAGCUUCUGAGUAGCUGGUAAUUUUCAGUAUUCACUGCUGUCCUGUUCAUAAAUACACAUUGGUGAACAUCUAUGUUGGUGAUGGUGGCUUUUAGCUUCUAGUUGCUGGGCAUUGUAAUAUGCCCUGGAGGAAAACACAGAUUUGCUGACAAUUGACAUCAGUCAUAUCAUCUUAGAAAUUCUGGAAUUUUUUUAAAGCUUAUUUUUAUUAUUUGUCUUACUGAGCUAACACACAAGUCCAUUUUUAAAAACUGGACGGGGCUGCCAAUUUCGGCACAAGAGAAGCGUAACAAAAUCUAAGAUAGGAGGGUAAGGGGUCAGUUACAAGGUCACAGAUUCAUAGUACUUGUUUCUUCAUUUGGUGUCAUUGAAAUGGUAUAAGGAUCUGAAAUUAAACUCUCAACAUGAGCUCUCUUGUUUUCUUUUACUAUUCCCAGUUAGAGUGAAAUCCUGCCUUUGUUUAUCAGGAAAUAUUGUUGAGUAGAGCUUACACUUGGGUAAAACACACAAUUUUGCUUGCUUUUCAGCAGUCCUUUUUUGCUUUUGAACAAGGCUUCCUUUACAAAUUUGUUCAUUUAAAGCAUUCAUGUGCCACUUCUCAGCCAUUCUGGAACCUCUGAGGCAUUCUGCAGUUUAUUUGCCCAAGUGACUAAAACCCUUCCAAACCUUCCGUUUGCUGUAUGAAAGAGGAAUAAAUUACACUUGUGAGUAAUUCAUGAACAUAGUUCUUUGGGAACUAGAUAGAGCCUGGAGAACAGGGUGCCAUAAUGCUAAAAUAAUGUGCUUUUGCCUCUCACUAGCUUCAUGUGACUUGAGCACAUUUAAUUGCUUAGAAUUGACAAAUCUGCUUAGGUUUCCUUGAUUGCAUUGAUACAGGUCUAAGCUUUAGCUUGGAAAGUAUUACCAUCAGGGUACUAUGCUGUGAUCACAGAGGAUUCUUGCUUUCCAUUAAUCUAAUUCAGUCCAAAGAAACCAUUUUUCUUAAUGGUUUGGUUCUUGCGAGUUAUGCACCAGAGUAUUGUGUGACAUUGAUGAUGUACUCCUCUUCCUUGUGUUCCACAUUACUAUCAUUUCUCUUAAAUGCCUGCAUGAGUAACUUUGCAACAUGCCUCUGUGCUGAGAGCCACUCGAAAGUCCCUAAGAAUUAAGAGUUGUGAAAAACUAUCUAGAUCUUCAUCUUGAGGAGAUAGACUGUAUGUGUUUCCACUCAGUUAAGGUCAGUAACUUAUUUUUUAAGUCCCUGUGUUUUCUGAGAGUCUGGAACCAACUACUAUUUUACCUUAGCGCAACAGUUUUUCUGAGACUACUGACUCCAUUUGUAUAUACUCAAAAGCAAUUUCAGUAACUGGUGUUGGAAAGGCUGUAGGGUGGCAGAUCAUCCAUUCCUUUUUCCUGCUUGUAAUUCUGUUUUGAAAACUAUAUUUAUUGUAUACACCUGUUUCAUCUAAUAGGGGUUAAAAUAGGACAGCAAACAUAGUAGUAUGAGAGGAGAACAGGAUGCAUUGCUGUGUGAGUUUCCUCUGACUUCACUUUCUUAGGAAUUCUACAAUGAUGUAGACAUACAUAAACAGGUACCAAUGAGGAAAUUAACUGUUGCGACUAAGAAUAAAGGAAUUGUGUAAAUUAA